GGCGGACAAUGACCGUGCAUGCUUUAAAUUUUUUUAUUUACAAUCAUAAACUUUAUUCUUUUGGAAAACGUUUAAAAUCAUCUGACUGAUCUCUCUUCCUCGUAAGCCUUCUUCUCCGAGCGCCACGUGCCCAGGUUGUCCACCGCUUUCUCCUUCUCCCAAUCAGCCAACCUUAUCCUAUCUCUAGUUCUCUACCUCUACGAAGCUGCUCCUCCACACAUUUUUCUUUCUGGUCUCUUUUUCUUGCAUCCAUCGCGAGACGAGAGGAGUCACGACCAGCACUACCAAAACAACUAGGAAUUAGAAGAAUUGGACAUCGGCCAUUGGCAUUAGCAGUCGAAGCUCCUCGGUUGCAUCGUUGGAGGCGGCAAAGCUGCAAAGAAGCGUCCAUGGAGGGGAGCCAUGGCGAACACCACCACAGCGGUAGGGGGUCCGAGGUUUGCAGUUGGCGAUGCAAAACGGCGCUCGUGGACGAGAGCCACGAGUCAGUGCUGCAAAGAAGCAGCUCGUCCACGACAACUAGGAUGCAACACAAAAACUUGUCCACGGUCGUUGCGCUGCAUUGCAACCUCGAUUGCGCUGCAAUGCAGCCUCGUGCUCUCACGGAGGAGCGCUCGUCGACGGCGGGGAAGCUGCAAUGGAGCGUUUGUCGCCUGUGGAGGAGCAGCAAUGGAGCACUCGUCGUUGGCAGCGGAACUGCAAUGGAGCAUUCGUCGCCCGCGGAGGAGCAGCAAUGGAGCGCUCGUCGCCGGCAGCGCAGCUGAAAUGGAGCGCUCGUCUCCCACGGAGGAGCUGCAACGGAGCGCUCGUUGCCGGCGGAGGAGGAGCAAUGGAGCACUCGCCGUUGACAGGGGAGCUGCAAUGGAGCAUUCGUCGUCCGCGGAGAAGCGGCAAUGGAGCGCUCGUCGCCCACGGAGGAGCUGCAAUGGAGUGCUCGUUAUCCGCGGAGGAGCAGUAAUGGAGCGCUCGUCGCCCAUGGAGGAGCUGCAAUGGAUCGCUCGUUGCCGGCAGCGGAGCUGCAAUGGAGCUCUCCGAUGCAACACUCAUGUGAGUCAUCCCGGUGUUGCAUCGACAACGUCGUUACCACGACCAGCGGCGAUGCUGCAGAAGCGAGCUCCCAUGGCCGGCGGCGGUGUACUGCAGGGGUAGUGCUGCCGCAAGCGCGAUGCAAGGCGAGGAACAACAAUGGGCUAAGCCCGGUGCUGCUAGCGGGCGCGACAUGGUGGGGUGUGAACAAAUUGUUGUGUUGGCUGUGAGGCGCGGAAGACGAGGCCACAUCGACAUUGUAUUGCGUCAGAACGACGUGGCUAACUUAACUUAAUCCAACCUUUGUGGGGCUUUUGAUCGAUGGUUGGGGACCCGACUGAUUUCCCUACGAAAUCAGUUUGAUGAUUCGUAGCAGGCCUCUGUUUUUUUUAGGAUCAUAAACCCUAUUUACAAAAAUGUAUAUGCAAAAACGUACAUGUCGAUCAUCAAGUUUGUGUUGGACCGACGGCACAUCGAAUAACAUUCCUUGCUUAAAAUUUUCA
Messenger RNA from Hordeum vulgare subsp. vulgare (domesticated barley), 1529 nucleotides. RefSeq lists its product as uncharacterized. The transcript has a single exon. Lineage: Eukaryota; Viridiplantae; Streptophyta; Magnoliopsida; Poales; Poaceae. Bases 403 to 1149 code for a protein of 248 amino acids. The record is from RefSeq and is a predicted model, not a curated record.